This is a messenger RNA of Aureobasidium melanogenum CBS 110374, 783 nucleotides long. RefSeq lists its product as uncharacterized. Lineage: Eukaryota; Fungi; Ascomycota; Dothideomycetes; Dothideales; Saccotheciaceae. The transcript has a single exon. Bases 1 to 783 code for a protein of 260 amino acids. The record is from RefSeq and is a predicted model, not a curated record.
AUGAAGACUUUUACUCUGGCUGGCCUAUUGGCCGCUCCUCUCACAGCCAUGGCAGCACCCGCCUGGACCAUGUACGCUUACAACGAGAGCGUGCCUGAGAUUCAUGGCAAGCCCAUCAAUGCCGACAGUGGUUUCUUCUGGAUCAACAAGGAUGCUGCAGCCGUCUGCCCUGACUACGACCCUGAUUGUCCGGCUUCUAACACCACGAUCAUAUCAGGACCAGUCUACGGCAGUGGGUCAGCUGCGUCGAAUACAUACUGGUUCAUGGGCAUCCUUCAGCAAGGUGGCCAACAAGUGUCGCCUGCGGGUCUCGACGACUCGUUCGGUGGUAUAUCACUCAAGUACGCCGCUGUAGGUGCUGCAGAGAGAGGCAUCGGUGUCUGGGACGUGUCUCGCAACACAGGAACCAAAAUGAUUCUCGACAACACUACUGUCGGCACCUUAGGAGCUCCUACCAUCCGUACCAAAUAUGAGACUCGCAAGUACACAUGGAUGGCUUGCCCAGACCCUCUUCCUUUCCCAGAGCCCGACUCCUACACUGAUGUCAAUCUGAGCCAGCCACUCAAGCUCUACGACAUUACAGUUGGAGAUGGAGAUAGCUAUCCCUACUGCGUUCGUCUUGAGGUCACACUCAAGCAAACUACUCUGGCUGCACCUCAAUACUACUUCUGCGAUGGCUGCCAAUACCGAUGCGACGCUAUUUAUGGUGCUAGUGAGUGCCGUGCUGAGGGUGCCGCUUGUCUUGAGCCCUACUGUGGUCCUUACACCACAAAUACCAACUGA